Fusarium oxysporum Fo47 is the source of this 552-nucleotide messenger RNA. Its product is annotated as RNA recognition motif domain-containing protein. Bases 1 to 552 code for a protein of 183 amino acids. Gene Ontology annotation, cellular component: ribonucleoprotein complex; cytoplasm; nucleus. The transcript is spliced from 7 exons. The record is from RefSeq and is a predicted model, not a curated record. Lineage: Eukaryota; Fungi; Ascomycota; Sordariomycetes; Hypocreales; Nectriaceae. Gene Ontology annotation, molecular function: mRNA binding.
AUGUCGCGGUGCACUUGCACGGUACCUGGCCUUAUCUGCCUUGGCCGCUUGGCCACACGUUGUCACGGGUCGCGUGACGAAUGUCGGAGCAAUUUGCCUGGACAGACAGUUGUGAAAGGUGAGAAAGGAAACAUGAGAAAGAUGAGUAGUCGCGGCGGUAAAUUAGCCCCAGAAGUCAAUCGAGCUCUGUUCGUAAAGAACUUGAGUUACAACGUCACUCCGGAAGAGUUGUUCGACCUUUUCGGAAAAUUUGGCCCAAUUCGCCAGGUUCGACAGGGUAUCGCCAACAACACCAAGGGUACUGCCUUCGUUGUCUAUGAAGACGUAGCCGACGCCAAGCAAGCCUGCGACAAGCUCAACGGCUUCAAUUUUCAAAACCGAUACCUCGUUGGUGCGUCCACCUCGUCACCCUUGCGUCACAAUGGUUCAUUUUUCGAUGACUGCGUUGGACUUCUAUACCACCAGCCCGACAAGAUGGCCAAGUCAAAAGAGGACCUCGAAGCCCGCCGGGAAUCUUUAGCUCAGCUCAAGCAACAGCAUGGCAUCGAUUGA